Molecule: messenger RNA, 936 nt
Organism: Necator americanus (New World hookworm)
Lineage: Eukaryota; Metazoa; Nematoda; Chromadorea; Rhabditida; Ancylostomatidae
Exons: 6
Coding region: 1-936 (311 amino acids)
Molecular function (GO): protein binding
Source: RefSeq, a predicted model, not a curated record
AUGCGAGAGGUCCCGGGUUCGAAUCCCGGUUCGGCCCAAAUUUUAAAUCCAUCCUCAGCCGAACAUUAUCGGCAGACCAGAAUAGCUGAGUACUUGAAAAUGACACUGAGAACAAUGGAAAAGCACUCUGGAAAAGUAGAACUUGAAACUCAUCGUCUGGCCGGAUGGUCUAGGGGUAUGAUUCUCGCUUCGGCCGAACAUUAUCGGCAGACCAGAAUAGCUGAGUACUUGAAAAUGACACUGAGAACAAUGGAAAAGCACUGUGGAAAAGUAGAACUUGAAACUCAUCGUCUGGCCGGAUGGUCUAGGGGUAUGAUUCUCGCUUCGGCCGAACAUUAUCGGCAGACCAGAAUAGCUGAGUACUUGAAAAUGACACUGAGAACAAUGGAAAAGCACUGUGGAAAAGUAGAACUUGAAACUCAUCGUCUGGCCGGAUGGUCUAGGGCCGAACAUUAUCGGCAGACCAGAAUAGCUGAGUACUUGAAAAUGACACUGAGAACAAUGGAAAAGCACUCUGGAAAAGUAGAACUUGAAACUCAUCGUCUGGCCGGAUGGUCUAGGGGUAUGAUUCUCGCUUCGGCCGAACAUUAUCGGCAGACCAGAAUAGCUGAGUACUUGAAAAUGACACUGAGAACAAUGGAAAAGCACUGUGGAAAAGUAGAACUUGAAAGUCGUCGUCUGGCCGGAUGGUCUAGGGGUAUGAUUCUCGCUUCGGCCGAACAUUAUCGGCAGACCAGAAUAGCUGAGUACUUGAAAAUGACACUGAGAACAAUGGAAAAGCACUGUGGAAAAGUAGAACUUGAAAGUCGUCGUCUGGCCGGAUGGUCUAGGGGUAUGAUUCUCGCUUCGGGUGCGAGAGGUCCCGGGUUCGAAUCCCGGUUCGGCCCAAAUUUUGAAAUCCAUCCUCAGCCGAACAUUAUCGGCAGACCAGAAUAG